Molecule: messenger RNA, 1944 nt
Organism: Polychytrium aggregatum
Lineage: Eukaryota; Fungi; Chytridiomycota; Chytridiomycetes; Polychytriales
Product: MAS20 protein import receptor-domain-containing protein
Exons: 8
Coding region: 99-1904 (601 amino acids)
Biological process (GO): protein targeting
Cellular component (GO): mitochondrial outer membrane translocase complex
Molecular function (GO): protein binding
Source: RefSeq, a predicted model, not a curated record
UGCGCAUCCAAAACGGCCGCCGCCAACCCGCCUCCUGUCGGUCUCUUCGCUGUUGCCUGCAUCUCGACCCCACCCCCAAGCACAAGCGCAUCACCAUCAUGAGCUGGAAGGAGUACUCCCUGGGACUGGCGGCCGCCGUCGGCAUCCUCGGCGUCGGAUAUGCCAUCUACUUUGACCAGCGACGACAGCACGAUCGCGAUUUCCGAAAGAAGAUCAAGAAGCAAAAGAAGGAGGCCCAGCGCUUGGCUGCCCUGGACAAGGUCGCCCAGGAGGAUGCUGUUCGCAAGGCUGCUGCUGCCGCCGGCCCCAGCGAGCCUGUCAAGCUCGAGGAUCCCUCCAAGCUGUCCGCCGAGGAGCGACAGGCCUACUUCAUGAAGGUCCUCCAGACCGCUGAGGAGCUGCUUGCCCAAGGCCCCACUCAGUACCAGAAGGCCGCCCAGUACUUCUACCACGCCCUGAAGAUGUACCCUGAUCCCAUGCAGCUCCUGAUGGUUCUGCAGCAAGCCGUCCCGCCACCCGUUUUUGAGCUGAUCAUGGAGCUUACCUCGCAGGAUUUUUGCUCGCCCUUCUUAAUACUCAAUAUAUUCACAUCCCAUCUCUUGCACACUUGCCCUCCCAUUCUGCGUCCACCGCCUUAUCCUCGCUGUCCACUGAAUGCGUCCUUCGUGGUCGCUUGGAUGGCUCCUACCCCGCUCUCUCUGUUCUGUCUGAUUGGCUGUCGGCCUCAACGCGAUGUCCUCUAUCGGACUGGUGGCGAACUGGAUGGAUGCUUGGAACAUGGGCCUGGAACAUGGACUUGGAACACGGGCUGGGUGGAUCUGGAACUCUCAUAUGGCCAACUGGAUCGCUGGAUGGAUCGCUGGAUGGAUCUCGCGCUGCAUCGGCACCCCCAACAGGUCAAUGACAAGCAGGCCAAAUACUUUGACAUCUUUCCAGCCGAGUCCAUGAACGUCAAGGUUGAGGAAGUCGUGCAUGGAACCACUCCGGACGGCAAGCGCCUGAUCCGCCGCGCUCUGAUUGCCCUGAAGGACUUUGAGGAGAACGAAGUCAUAUACCAGGAACAGCCCCUUGCCUCGACCCGGAACUGGAGACUGGAGAGAGGCCGUGUGUGUGACCAGUGCCUCAAGACUCUGAGCCCUGACAAUAUCGAAGAAUAUCCCGACUGCAGCAGCUGCCACAGCCAAGUCUACUGCUCUGAAAGCUGUAGGAGCACUGCAUCGACUCUCUACCACGGCUUCCUGUGUCCCGGUGCUGAUCAAGCCGCCGAUGCGCAAACACCCCUCGAGCUCUAUGCCCAGACCCACGACACGUUGAUGGUAAUGCUGAUUGCCCGAUUCAUGGGAAGGCUGGUCCACGAGGAAACUCAAAAGAACGAAACAAGCACAGCUAGCGGCGAGUCAAAGCCGGAGGAAAGAUAUUCGACCUGGGACCACGUUGAACGCCUCCAGCGCCUGAAGCUCGAUACAAUCGAUUUGAUGGCCGAGAAAGCACUGAUCGACGAGCACAUGGGCAGCAAAGUCCCUGGCUUCGAUGGCUUCUUCAACGAUGAACGAUACGAGCAGCUUCGAUCCAAGUUCCAGUUCAACGCUUACCAGAUCACGGGCAAGUCCACUGAGGUGGAUCAGCUCAAGACCGAGGGACGAGUUGCUACCAAGCACAACGCCAAGGGCCUCGGCGUGUAUCACAUCUCCAGCUUCAUCUCGCACUCCUGCGCACCCAAUGCGGCAGUCGAGUUCCGAGGCGACGACCACGAGCUCACACUCGUGUCCAAGACUAAAGUGCUCAAGGGUGACGAGCUGACUCUCAGCUACGUCUGCACGGACAGCCUCUCCAAGAAUGCCCGGAAGACGCUGUUAAAGGACCGUUUCAAACUUAUUUGCAAGUGCAACCUUUGCAAGGCGUGAUGCACGGACACUGCGUUGUAAUAUACGGCAAUAGUACAAG